This is a messenger RNA of Sorex araneus (European shrew), 6392 nucleotides long. RefSeq names its product FKBP prolyl isomerase 5 (gene FKBP5). NCBI's taxonomy places the organism in Eukaryota, Metazoa, Chordata, Mammalia, Eulipotyphla, Soricidae. The transcript is spliced from 11 exons. The record is from RefSeq and is a predicted model, not a curated record. Gene Ontology annotation, molecular function: protein binding; peptidyl-prolyl cis-trans isomerase activity. The coding region runs from base 180 to 1556 and encodes 458 amino acids.
CCGGGCGCUGCCCGGGGGAUUCGGGCCGAUUCGCGGGCGCUGCCAGUCUCGGGCGGCGGCGUCCGGCGCGCGGGCGGCCUUCUGGGCGGGCUCAAGGGUGUGAGCGGCGCGCGGGGGAGACGGAGCGAGACUGAGCGGACCGGCCACCGCGGCUACAGGCUUCCGACCCACACGAGACGAUGACUACUGAUGAAGGAGCCAAGAACAAUGGAGAAAGCCCCGCCGCAGCCGUUGCCGAGCGGGGAGAGGACAUCACCUCCAAGAAAGACCGAGGAGUCUUAAAGAUUGUCAGAAGAGUGGGAAGGAGUGAGGAAAAACCCAUGAUCGGAGACAAAGUGUAUGUCCAUUACAAAGGGAAGUUAUCCAAUGGAAAGAAGUUUGAUUCCAGCCAUGACAGGAACGAGCCGUUCGUCUUUAGUCUCGGCAAAGGUCGGGUCAUCAAGGCAUGGGACAUCGGGGUGGCCACCAUGAAGAAAGGGGAGAUCUGCCAUCUGCUGUGCAAACCUGAAUAUGCGUACGGCUCUGCCGGCAAUCUCCCCCAGAUUCCCUCCAACGAGACGCUCUUUUUCGAGAUCGAGCUCCUUGAUUUCAAAGGAGAGGAUUUAUUUGAAGACGGAGGCAUUAUCCGAAGAAUCAAGCAGAAAGGAGAAGGCUACUCCAACCCCAAUGAAGGGGCGACCGUGGAGAUUCACCUGGAGGGCUGCUGUGGAGGAAGGAGGUUCGACUGCAGAGACGUGGUGUUCAUCGUGGGCGAGGGCGAGGACCACGACAUCCCCAUCGGGAUCGACAAAGCCCUGGAGAAGAUGCAGCGGGAGGAGCAGUGCGUGCUGUACCUCGGGCCACGAUAUGGUUUUGGAGAGGCAGGGAAGCCUAAAUUUGGUAUUGAACCUAAUGCUGAGCUUAUAUAUGAAGUUACACUUAAGAGCUUCGAAAAGGCCAAAGAAUCCUGGGAGAUGGAUACCAAAGAAAAGUUGGAGCAGGCCGCCAUUGUUAAAGAGAAGGGCACUGUGUACUUCAAGGGCGGGAAGUACAUGCAGGCGGUGAUCCAGUACGGGAAGAUCGUCUCCUGGCUGGAGAUGGAGUACGGCUUGUCGGAGACGGAGUCCAAGGCUUCCGAGGCCUUUCUGCUCGCCGCCUUCCUGAACCUGGCCAUGUGCUACCUGAAGCUCCGAGAGUACAGCAAAGCCGUGGACUGCUGCGACAAGGCCCUUGGCCUGGACAACACCAACGAGAAGGGCCUGUACCGGCGGGGGGAAGCCCAGCUGCUCAUGAACGAGUUCGAGUCGGCCCGGGGCGACUUCGAGAAGGUGCUGGAGGUGAAUCCCCACAACAAGGCGGCCAGGCUGCAGAUCUCCAUGUGCCAGAAGAAGGCGAAGGAGCACAACGAGAGGGACCGCAGGAUCUACGCCAACAUGUUCAAGAAGUUCGCAGAGCAGGACGCGAAGGAAGAGGCCAGUAGAUCCCUGGGCAAGAAGCCGCGAGAAGAGGCCCGCGGCCCGGGGAAGGAGGCCGAGAGCCAGGCCAUGGAAGAGGAGAAGGCGGAGGGCCGCGUAUGACGCCGCGCCCCGGAGGGCAGAGUGCCGCCCUCCUCCGCGGGCUCGCCCCUCGCAGGACCCAGCCGCGCCCCCCGUGACGCGGGGAGUCAGGGGCACGCGCAGUCGCUUCCCUCCAAGCCGCCGCCCUGCUGCCGCCCCGCGCGCCCACGGAGGGCGGGCGUGGGGCUCCCCCCGAGGGGGCGGUGGGUGCGGAGAGACUGAGCCAGCAGCCCCAGCCCCUCGCGCCGGUCCCCUCCCCAGCCCCGGAGGCCCGUGUCCGCCGGCCGCCAGCAGCAUAGCACUGUAGGAAGCGCCAGGACGCGCCCCGCAGCGCGCACCGGUACCCCUCCAGGCGCCCAGGAGUGGGAGGGGCCCAGGGCCGUGCCCGGGGUCCACCCUCCCCCUCUUUGUCCCCCGCGACCCCAGCUGAAGACAGGACAGCCUGUUGGCGUGAGUCAGAGCCGCACGCUUCCCCUCGUACCGUGGCCCCCGAGCGGAUGCAGCCGGGGAACCAUGUAGGACCCCGGCAGCUUUGUGGUUUUAUUUUUUUUUUGUUUUUUGUUUUUGGUCCUUAUUUCUGAUUACUGUCCCAUAAACGUGUAUACUGGUUUAUGGAACUUUUAUUUACACUCCUAUCAUGCAAAAAAAGAAAAAGAAAAGAAAAGAAAAAAAGGACUUGAUACUACUAAGUAGCUUUAUUUUUACAAUCCAGUCGGCGAGGCUGAAAGAUGCCCCCCAGCUUGCUCUUGUACCGUCCGGAUCUUCCCGGCCCUCCUCCAGCGCCCAGCGGUGGGAGGGGCCUGAAGCGGCCCCCAACUCCAGCACUCACUCGGGCAUUGAACUAGGGCGCGUCUUCAGGAAGGCCAAGUAGUGAACUGUAGUUUCUUACGGGUAUAUGAAACUGAGCACCGCCCUCUGUUCCCACGGGCGCACACCCUCCUGAAACCCCCGAGGCAGCCCAGGGAUACUCCGCAGCAUCUCACAUCUUAGAUUCCAAAGAACACUGGCAGUUAACAUUAUAGCUGGGUUGGGUUGGGUUGGGUCGGGUUGGGUUUUUAAUGUGAUUUAACAACACUUUUGUCAUGAGGUAAGGACCCACUAAUAAAACGUUUCUGGGCUGGAGAAAUCACAGGCUAGGAGUUGGGUGCUUGCCUCGCUCGCGUGGACCCAGCCCAGGUUUAAUCCAUGCCACCUCACAUGGUCCCCUGAGCCCCGCCAGACGUGAUCCCUGAGCACAGAGCCAGGAGUGAGCCUUGAGCACUGCCAGGGGUGUGGCACCAAAAGAAAACAAAAAAAUAUUUUAAAUAGUCAUUUCUAUGAACCAGUGGAAUUUGUCGUUUCUCCAUUAAUGAUGACUAAGGUCCACGUUAACUUUUUAUUUACACGUUUUUAUGGGGUUUUCCCAAAGUCCCAAGCUCACCUUGAACAUAUGAAAAGUCGAAGUUCAUUUUGUUGCUUUUCCUCGCUAGUAUUUGUAGGUCUGUGGGCUAGAGCCGGGGUUCCACCGAGUCGAGUUGGAGAUUUGGUCCACGAAGGACAAAUCUGUGUUCCCAGCUUUUAUUUUGUUUUUCAGGCACAAACAAAACCAGUCAAGAAAUUCGAUUUUCCCAGCUGUCAUCACCCACCUGGGCCUCAGGGCGGGAGGAGAGGCGGGGCCGGCCAGGAAGGCUGGUGAGCCUGGAGGAUGGCGUUACCCAUCACCCUCACGGAAAAGAACUCCCAAUUCCAGUCUCCGAUCCCGCCACCUAACCAGUCCAUCUAGAAACCAGAUGUUUUCUAACUGCUUACCGAGUGGUGAGGCAGCAUAUGAGGAAUUAAAAGUUGUUUUUUUUUUUAAUGAUGCUCAUUUUUGUGUUCCUUAAAUAAAUCUAAAAACAAAACAAAUGUUAGUUCCCAUUCCUCUCGAUUUGGCUGAAAUCGUCUGCAGGAAUGUGUUUCGAGUGGAAAACUCAGACGGGGUCAAGCAGAAGAAAUGAGACUUCAGGAAAUGACCUGAAGCAACGGGCUUGGCCCCCAGCUUCUCCGAACACGCAGAAGCCACCUGGGACGCUGCUUCUUCGGCAGGGAAUGGAAUAAGUGUUCUUCCAAUGAACCAGAUAAUCCGAAAAAGGGCUUGAGUCGGGCUUGGUCGUCUCAUUAACCCGUGAAUCCCCUACAGUUAGUAGUGUUGGCUUAGCUGCUCUCGGUUCUGUUUGGGAAAUGAAGAGAUUGUCACGGUGCCCGUAGUAGGCCCCUGAGACAGGAGUGCGCACCUGAGGGGGCGUGGCUAACGUUUUGGCUGCUUCCAAAGGUUUGAGGAGCCGUGCGCAUGCCUGCCGCUUCCCGGUUCCCUCCGGCCGGGCGGGGGUGGGGUGCAUCUCUCCAGCCACAGCACCCAGGCCCGUGCGGGCCCCUUUCCUCGCUGAAUCUUGUCUCGGGAACAGAUUCGGACUCUCCCCGUUGCGGUUAGAUUACUUAGUAAUGAAGAGCUCCUUUUUUAUUUUUCCGUGUGUUUUCCUAAGCCAGUGGUGAUUACUCUCCGGAUUUUUGCAGAUGAGCUGGAGGAGGUUUUCCUGGCUCUAAGUUUGAUGAGUCUUCCUAGCGGCCAGAGCUCGGUCAGCACGGCAGAGCCUCCGGCCGAUGAGGGGACAGGGCCUGGGGGCCCGGGGGUCUGGCCUCUGAGAAGAGCUGCGGUGCCCCUCUCUGCGGCAUGUCACAGUAUCCUCCGGGGCUGACGGCCCUGGAGAUGCUGCUCGGAUGGAUCGCGGGUGCCACUGUUCGUUGAAUUUGAGCUGCUUCCCGUCAAAAGUCAGAAAACUCAAUUCCCCCAGUCUAGCGGGACUUUUUUCCUCCAACACCAGAGACAGCCCACGUGUGUACACCUUCAGAGUCCUCUGCCACCUUCAGAGUUCCUGGGCCUUUCUGCGCUUCCUUCCCUUCAUGUUGAUUUUUCCUCUCCUACAGUCUGACAGAUUUCUUUGGGACGUGGCGGAGGAUAUAAAGAACACGUGCUCGUUUGAGCACUGCUGUUUUCCUGAUCUCGCUAUUCUGCAGUGACACAGAGUUUGCCCACGUGACCUUAGCCCUCGGCAUUGCUAAACAGGACUCACCAGCUUCCUGUCGCAGCAUGCGCCGCGAAGAGAUUGCCCUGUCCGUCUGGUUGGGCCGAAGGCGUAGUACAGGGGGCUAGGCGCUUUCUCUGCAUCUGGCCUACCCUCUUGAAUCUCCUGAGCACAGAGUCAGGGAGUGUUGCUGGCUCAAGAGAUGCUCUGAGCAUCCCUCCCCCCUCCCGAGAAAUUCAUCUUCCAUGGAUUGGGCAACUGGGAAUGUAGCUCAGUGGAAAGCAUAUGCCUUGCCUGCGGUGAGACCUGAAUUAAUUCCCCAGGACUAGGAAAGUGAAGAGAGGCGACAAUUUUAGCAGUCACCUGUAAUGCAGCUUUCCGUGGAGACCCGGAGGAACGAGAGCUCGGAGUGAUCAUACAAGCAUCCCACAGUACCCAGGACCCCGCGUCCUUCCUUGAACGCUUCUCUCACCGGUCUUCUGCUUGCCUCCGAUGCUUAUGACUCGCUUUUCCUAUGGGCCAAAAUGUUGAUGGUUGCCUCAAGAAUCCCAAGCAUUUGGUUGAAUUGAAAUGGCUUCAGAUUCCUUCCUCUGCCUCACUUUCUCCUUGCAAGGAAAGAUAAUGCGGAGAAUUCACGAGCCUAUUGGGGGGGGGGGGGGCGAAAUAGCUGCUUUGCAGCGCAAGGCACCCCCUGGUCUGAGCUGCGGGUGGCGGUGGGCUGAGGGAAGCUGGCGGGAUCUUGGGUCAUUGGCUUCCAGAUGACCGCUUGCAGUCUGCUUGAAUGAAACGAGAGGUUUCCCAGGGCUUUUUGAUCAUUUUGAGAAUUGAACUUCCCACGCUGUGAGACUCCUCACUUUUAACAUCAUCAUGGCCGUGCAGUCAAAUGCAGUGACCUGUGAUGGGGUGGUUGAGCACCAACCAGCUCUUUUAAAUCUUUUCAAAAGGGUGGGGGAACAGAAAGAUAGUACAGAAAAGAAAGUGCUUGCCUGGGGCUGGAGCAAUAGCACAGCGGGUAGGGUGUUUGCCUUGCACGUGGCUGACCCGGGUUCGAUUCCCAGCAUCCCAUAUGGUCCCCUGAGCACCGCCAGGAGUGAUUCCUGAAUGCAGAGCCAGGAGUAACCCCUGUGCAUCGCCAGGUGUGACCCAAAAAGGAAAAGAAAAAAAAAAAAACACCAGAGAGGACCAAAGAGAUAGUGCGGGAUUAAAGAUUUAAGGUGCUUGCCUUGCACACAGCUGACCCAGGUUCAUUCUCUGACUCAGUCCCUGACACCACAUGUGCUCCCCGAGCACUGUCCGGAGGGACCCUGUGCACAGGAAGUGCUGCCCUGCAGUCACACCCCAGAACUGAGUUGAAUGAUCACCAUGCCAGGCAACAAACCCCUUUCCACUGCCAACAAGCCAAAUAGUCACUGCAUCACUUCCUCCUCAGUCUCACAAAAGACCACGUGGUCCUCGGCCAGACUGCAGGGAAGAAAUUCGGGGGCAUGUGUUUGGGGGUCCACACCUGGCGAUGCUCAGGGCUUACUCCUGGCAGGGCUCAGGGGACCAUUGGGAUGCCGGGAUCAAACCCAGGUCAAGGUACCAACUUUCACAGCCCUGGGACGUGUAUUUUACUGUUUUUUGGCUUGCGGCCACACUUUGAUGCUCAGGAAUUAUUCCGGGUGGUGCACGGGGAACCAUAUGGAAUGCCGGGGUUGAGCUCGUGUGCAAGGCCAGCGCCCUGCCUGCUAUGCUAUCUCUCCAGCCCCAGGGGCAUGUAUUGUAAGCCUAACCUAGUUUGAGCCUUUCUUGAGACAUUAAAUAUUUCUACUCUGGG